Ooceraea biroi (clonal raider ant) is the source of this 7093-nucleotide messenger RNA. RefSeq lists its product as uncharacterized. NCBI's taxonomy places the organism in Eukaryota, Metazoa, Arthropoda, Insecta, Hymenoptera, Formicidae. The record is from RefSeq and is a predicted model, not a curated record.
GCCGCCGAGCCGAGUUCAGUCGGUCCGAGUUCGGCGCCGCGUACGGUACGUUGCGUCGCGCUGUCGUUUCGCGCGCGCGCGCGCGAGAGCAUCAGCCCGUCUCUCAUCGCCAGCGCGUUCUCCGCCCGCGUCGCGUGCGCGUCGUCGUAUAUACAACAUUGUCCUCUGCCUUGUCUGCCCGUCAGCCUGCCUGCCUGUUGGUCCGUACGCACGCCACGCGGAAUCGCGGUCACCGGGUCGAAUUUCGGCAACCGGGUUCGGGUCUCGCCCGCGCGCGCGUCGCCGGACCAACGCGCCCCUGCGUCGGUCCCUGCGUCUCUUCCUACGUCCCACGGCGCUAUGUCGCGCGUAGGUUGCCGGCCGCGUCGUCAGUAGCGGCAGCAAGAUCGUCACUCGUCGUCGUCGUCGUCGAUCGCGCGUCUCUCGAAACGGUGGCGGAAACUGUGCGGCUGCCCUUGGACGACCGGAACCGGCGAAAUGAGGUGUCCGGCAAACCAGCGCGCCCAGUAACAAUGACAAUGACAAGAAACUGCUCGAUCAGUCGUGAUUUAGAGUGAUUCCGGGAAACGUUUAAACGACGACGAUCCGUCUGGCCGGUGAAGGAUUGUCGCGAGAUCAAUCCGGAUAUCGUGCGAGACUUGGAGAGAUCAGCGCGCCCGCGUGCGCGCAUAAAAGGAAAGACUCGUACACGAUCAUGGUGUGACUCGUGUGCGCGUCCGACAGGAAUCCGUCCAAAAGAUCAACGCGGUAGUCCGGUGGUUGUGUGAUUCCGGUAGUGAUCGGUUGUGGUGCUGGUGCUGGUGGUUGAUACGCAGCUGCGAGUCGGAGGCCUGUUGGUGCCUAGGCAUCGUUCUCAUCGGUCUACUCAUGCUGGGAGUGCUGAAGCGGCGCUGGAAGCCAUCGAAACGGGCUUCCAGCGGCCGCGGGCCCGACUCACCCCUCAGCUCGGAUCUGGCACUUGACAAGCCUCGCCCCAUACCAUCACCCAGGCAAAUCCACCCCUUGUACGGGGAGAAAGCUGGUCUCCUGGGGUACUGCGACACUGUCGGUAACACGGAAAAUUUUCCACCAGCCCCCAACAUCGUCGUGGAGGGUGGUAGAAUCGAGUUUAUGCGCCCUUCGCAAGAUGGCACGACGACACCCCGGAGGAACACCAUGUCAAGAGGUUCGCAGACCUUUAACGAGCAGCCAGAGAAGUCCGAUCCUGCCAAGGAGAGUCUGGAGGAGCGCGUGCAAGAGCUGGAGCAAGCGUUGCUGGCGGAACGUCUCGCGGCACAGCGAGACCGAGCGACCAUCACAAAGUUGCAGCGGCAGAUCAACAAGAGGGAGGCCACGCAACGAGAUGUGGAACGCGAACGCCGGCAACGAAUGGAGGCUGAAGCUCGGGUACGCGAAGCUACGGCUGAGGCUGAACGAGCACGCUCGAGAGUCCAUCAUCUUCAGAGAGAGCUGGCCAGGAUGGAAGAGUCCUCGCGGGGCCUGCUGCAACAGAAGCACCGGGCCGAACAGCUGAAGCAGGAGAAAACGGCGCUCACACUUUCCUACGAGACACGGGUGCACCAGUACCAGACGCAGAUAUCCAAGCUGCAGCUGGAGAACGAGUCGAUGCGGGGUCAGCUGCGUGGUCUGGAGGCAGCAUGUGCUGGUGAAGUGCACGCCGCGCUGGUGGCACGGCUGGCGACCCUGGAGACGGAACACGCGGCCCUGGCGAGGGACGCCGACGCCCAGCGUCGGCAAUACGAGCGGUGCCUGGACGACGUCGCCAACCAGGUGGUCCGCGCUCUCCUAUCUCAAAAGGGUCUGAGAGAGGAGAUAGGUGCGCUGCAGAGACGUAUACGAGAAUUGGAGGCUCAGAAUCGAGCGCUGUCGGGACUCCUGGCGCAAGCUGCCAGUCCUGGAAGCCCUACUGAAUUAAUUCAAGGAAUUCUCGAGGCUGGUCCGGCCGCCUUGGUAGCCGCUCUGGGCCUGGACCCAUCCUGGGUCCCUCUGUCGAGGCCGCGAUCCCUUAACUUGCAGAUACCCGUGAUGGCAGCCACCAAGUGCCGACGCAGCAGACCUUUAGCGCAAAAGCCGUCAGAAGAGGAGGGCAGCGAGAGUCCGGAGAGCGGUAAUCGGGACGAGGGCUACUCGACCAUGUCGAGCGACGUUCAAGGCGAAGGCACGCGUCAGGAGCCAUCCGCACGUGGCCUGGAGGACCUGAAAGAGGCCACCGACGAGACCGAGGCCGACGUUUCGCCGGACGCACGCCUCGUGGCCCUCGACGCCGGCGAUCCGGAUGUCCUCUUCCUACCUCUGAAUCUCACGGUCGGCAUCAAUCCGCGCCACAGCUAUCCGCCGACCAAGGACCUGCUGCCCUAUCAGCACAUAAUGCGCAGCUUCUCCGACAGUCACCUAUGCCUCAAGCUCACCACCACCACCAAUUUCACGCCGUACAAGCUGCCCAGUCCGAUGGGCUCGUCCUCCUUGCUGCUGGUGGAAGAAGAGGGUUGGGACGCCGAGUAUGUGCAACAGUGGCUCAGGCUUGACGAUAGCAGAAGCGCGCAACAACAUCGAGAUCUGCUUGAAUUGGAGUACGACAGGGCGGAGCUGGAGGAUUGGAGUUUCUCCCUGUCCACGGAGGACCUCGCGCAAAAUGAAUCCGCAAUGUGGAAGGAGCAACCGGCUGCUACAAACACGCCCGCCUUGCCUGCAAUCAAGGAGCAUAAUCUUUUGGAAUUGGAGGAGGACGCGAACGAGUGUCUAUGGAAUGGCGCAAGUUACCUUGCCGAUAGAACCGGGGGAGAACUGGUUGCGCUUUUAAUGGACGCGAGAGCGACCGGACCUUGGCCGUAUGCUUCGAGUCCCGGUGCGUCUUGGAGCAGCGAGGAGGGUGCCCUGGAGAACUCGAGCAAGCGUUCCUCGGCGGCGCUUUCCGGCUGCAGCGAUGAUCCUGACACUCCGUCGAUCGGCACCGACUUUACCAGAGAUUUUUACCGCCUGGUCAAGUUCGAAAGCACCAAGAGUCUAGCCAGCACGUCAUCCAGAAGCGGCAGACCGCCGCCGGACAGAGAACAGGCGCUUCAGAGCGUUCUAUCCUUCAUCGCCGAGCAACAGAUGUACCUCGCGGAGCUGCCAAGCAAUCCCGUGGAGCCGCACAACGCCAUGUCUCACUCAACCGAAGUUACAGAAGUGAGCGCUAGCAAAGACGAUUCUACGGGAGAGAUGAAGAUCACCGAGAUGGAAGGAUCGUUUGCUCAGGAGAGCAGUGGCAGUGUCGGCAACCCGGUCGAAACGAAUAGCAACGACGAGCUACUCGAUCAGAUACAGGUGCCACCGUUGGCGCCGGAGGAGAGGAUUGUGAGCGCCGUGCCGUGCAACGGUGGUAUCUCGUACACGACGGUAGCACCAUCGGAAUUGGGAGCCGUUCCUGAGGAAGACGAGGAGGCUGCAACCUCAUCUACGCCUAGUACAGUUGUCAGUCCGGCGCGAGCGACUCUUCUCGUGGAGGGUAGGGACCGGACACUGAGCUUCCACGAGCGCGCCACGUCCAAGGACGUUAUAGACGAGUUGAAUCGCAUGAUUCGUAAGGGCGAGGACACCGCUGUCACUAACGAAUCGCAGGUAGUGCUGGAGAAACUCGAUCUCGCUUGCUGCUGUCCGACAGGAUGGGUUCACGUUGAACGUGACAUUGACUUCACCGACCCUAAGGCCAGAGCCAAUCUCUUAGAUGUGAUGUUAGCGAGCAGCGAAAGUUCCUCAGCGACGUCGAGCAGCGGUUCGGCGGGCAGCGACUCGGGAGACGAGCCACCGGAUUACCGCCACUUGCACAGAUUACAUCGGUACCGACGACAAAAGAAAGCGUCGGCGGCCCAGGCGCAGCGCGUCCUCCGGCUGCCGUCCACCUGGGGCUCGUCCCGGCCGUCGAUCAUCGGUCGCGGCGACGACUUCUUCGUGCGCUACGGGGACAAGGAGCGCGAGGCGGUGGCGUCGUUCGACUUCCUCGACGAGUUCGUCGCGGCGGCGCCGCCCUUCCUCGACCCAGACGACGACAUCGACGCCCAUCUCAAUUGCGACAUCAUGAAGGUCUCGCCGCUCUAGGAACGACCAUGGGACAGGGGCGUUGGUGACGGGCCAAUCUUGUAGGAUGCGUAUCGAUUCCUCCCUCGUGCGAGCCCUUCCCGAUCAGUAAAUCAGCAUCAGGUGUGUCUUGAGCCUUCGAAAAUCGGGAAAUGUAACGCUAUCUUGAUCUUCUUCCUACUGUAUUGUCCGAAUGUAAUAGAUUUUAUUUUGUUAAAGUCUGGAAGCCUUGGAGCAGGAUUAUAUCCUUGCACCGUUGUGCAGAACAUGUUUGCUUAUUUCUUUAUCGGGAAGUGGCUCACGAACCCGUGAUAUCGAUUGUUGAAUCUUCCUUUCCAGUCACAAUUGCGCCAAUUGUAGCGAAUCAAAACGACGAGACGCGCGAUCACCUGAUUCUACAUAACGUAACGAAGCAGCAAGUAAUCACACUCGCGUAAUCGAUAUUCUUUCUAUGCGCUAUUCUUUUGACAAGUACUAUGAACGACGAGAACAACCUGUACGUUAUCCUACCACGUUCUCGAUGCCACUUCGAUACGGCGUUUCAGGAUCUUGCGGACGCGGAAUUUUUCACCACGCAGUAAGCGAGAAACCCGAAGCGUCGCGCGUCGAGAUAGAUUUAUCACACAAGACAAGAGGUCUAUCUUGUCUUCUUUCUCUGCGAGCUUCCUCUUACUCGAGACAUAAAUAACGCACUGCGGUAUAGUGAGACGUAAGCGAUAGCUAAUCGACCAGUGCAGUUGGUCCAAGCUGGAUCCUAGUUGGAUCCAGACUUGCGAUUCCUGAUCGAAUCCUCGUUGGUCCAGUCUGGAUCAAGCUGCACGAGACUUAUACCAUCUUCCACAGCCUGAAACAACCCGAGUAAACUUCGAGUUACGUUUGUGCUGUGCCUCGGUGCGUUGAACGAGAAGGAUCUAUUAAUGUACGGAUAAAUAUUAGUCAAAGAAUUAGCGAUAAGGAUACGUAAGGUGUAGUCGAUCUGUGACAUUAACAUAGCGUGCACACGGCAGGCACGAACCGCCACGAUUGGAAGGCUCUCGUUCCGGAAUGUGCGCGCACUGACGACGUAGUCAUAGAUAUAGCUCGUCCUGUAAUCCUUUUUACAAGUGUUGCGUGUCGCGACUGUUACCGAAAACGCGAGAGCUUUUCUGAUAGAUAGCUCGAAGACCGACUAAUAUUCUUUUACGCAUCAGACCUCGUCGAGGAGGAUGUACUUACGCGCGACAAGUUUUCGUUUUCUUUUCAAUUAAUCGAAAAUUGUGACAGAGUUUCCCCUUCUGGGAGCUUACGAGCUUAAUCUCAUAGAAAGCUAAGAUCUUCAGAUUGACAAUUGAAACCUGAACGAUAAGGCCCGCUCUGAUCUCAGCGGUGAGCCAUCGUCUCACGUUGUUCCGACGCUAUAAAAUUAUUCGGGGAUCUUGAAUCUUUACGUUUACGAGAACCGUCGCUCCCAUGAUGAGAACGGUGCACUUUAGACGAUGCUCGAGACUGAACUGUCACCGAAUCACCGCAAUGAUUUCCGGAAGAACGCGUGACGGCGUUACCUUCCAAAGUGAGCUUAGAGAGCGUAGACUAAGAGAUAUUCGUCGAUUUUCUAUGAAUCGCUAGAUAUUUUAUACUCCCCCCUCCCCCCCUUCCUCUUCUCUUAUCCUAGUCCCGUCGUCAAUCGUCAAUGAGCGACCAGAGUCGCGGAGAUUGUUUGUUAAUCGAAUAAUUCGGUCCACGCGUGACGAAUUAUUUUCUUCUGUCCUUAGGAGUAAGAACGUAAACGAGCCUGUACAUUUCGCUUCCGAACUUUGUAAUAUAGUAAAUGGCGAGAAAGAGGAGAGAGAGAAAGAAAGAGAAAAGAGGGAAAAAGAGAGGGCAAUUUGUGUCCUCGCUAAACGUGAGAAAGAGAAGACGACUUCGAGUACUUCGCCGCAUGAAUGAAGCUACAGGGAGAUGAUGUCUGUGUAAUUUGUACGAAGUGUGGACGAGCGACGCGUUCGGUCGAGAUAGGCGUAAUAUCAUUAGCGUACACGAUAAGCUUAAGGUAAGGAGUCGAUGGCGAUCGAGAUAUUUUACACGUAAUGAAAUACGUAUACCCGCAUGACGAGAGUCGAGUAUUCGAGGCGGAGAGAGGCUGCACGGACGUCGAAAGUUGUCCUGCAUUGUAUGCUCGCGUUGCUGCUGUUCUAGUCAAGCAAGUGAGACACGAUCAACACUUACAAUCUCCUAAAAACACGCGCCAGUCGCAUCAGCCAACCCUACGCUGCACCGACCACUUCCUAUUCCGCGAGCGGGCAUUAAAACGGACACUGAAAAGACAAAUUGAAUAAUUCGGCGGGGGUUCAUUUAGGUGAAAUGAAUUUUCAUCUUCGCAAAUUUUUAUACGUCUCCCCUAUUUCUCUCCGAGACACCAUGCAAACACUUGAGAGGAGCUUUGAGAAUUUUGCAAUAUUUAAAUUGAUCCUUGUGAUACGCGUAUUAAAUAUUUUACAGAAUCACGAUAUCGUACCAAGUGGAAUAAAUGUAAGACUAAAUAUUGUUAUCACGUAAUCACCAAAUAUGACGGAUCUAACAACAAGCGGCGAGAGGAAAUCUCAUUAAUAGUUAUGAAAGAGGGGAUUAGUACUUUCUUCUAAUUUAUCUUGGUACGCAGCGCAGGAUUAAUUAAUGCUAAGAGCGAUCUUGAUAGGAAAGAUUAUUUCGAGCAUUAUGCUGUUGUUUGUAUCGAAAGUUGAAUCGAGAAAUAAUUUAUUUGACUAUUUAUUUUAAACACGGUUGCAGAGUGGAGAAAAACUCCCAUCCCGAGGAGGCAACUUUCGUCCUGCAGCCUGAAAAUAAUAGACUAACGACAUAGCUUUAAGAUGUUUGUAAGUUUUACUUUGGGCACGUCCCUCACCUUAAUUCCCGGUCGCGACAGUCGAACGAUAAUUACGCGAUGAGUGAUUCGCUGAACGACGAUGUACAUAUAUAUAUACAUAAUAUGUAUCAUAGCUCAACACAGAUGUAAGUUAUCCUCUCUUGAACUUAAUAAAUAACGACAAUAUACGAACGU